AUGAUCAAACUAUACGCGUGUUUAUGUUUAAGUAUUUUAAAAUUAACAGUUAAUGCACAGUUUGGAACUGUAUCCAUAAGUGUCAAUAUGGAUCCACGGGCAGAUAUUGAUUUGAGUACUCACAAUCGCUGUCCUGUUAAUAUGUCGUGUGUCCCAAUAAGUUCGUGUCCAUUGUUAGAAGAUCUAUUAGAUUUCUCGUGCUUUUCAUCCGAUCGGUAUUUCCAUCGUCUGAAUUCUUUAACAUGUGGCAAUGCUAACAAUGAGGAUUACGUGUGCUGCCCGUCGUGUGAGUGUGGGCGAGUUUACGCUCCAGGAACUGAAUCCUGCGGGAAGAGUAUGGUCCAAGGAAUUGAUUACAGUGGCAUUGGAGCUCAUCCUUGGGUUGCUAGGAUAGGAUUUGCAAAUAAAGACACGGGCAACGUAAGAUUUGCUUGCAGUGGCUCCAUUAUUGCGAAGCGGGUUAUUUUGACAGCGGCGCAUUGUGCCUUGGCGAAACCUGAAGGAUACAAAUUGUCUACUAUAGUAGUUGGUGAGUGGGACAUCAGUAGUAGUCCGGAUUGCAGCGAUUAUUUCUGUGCUCCAGCGACACAAGCCAUCAAAGUGGAGAGUGUGUCUGUGCAUCCAGGAUACGAACAGAAGAUAUUCAGACACGACAUAGCGAUGAUUAUAUUGAAGGAUGAGAUAAAAUUUUCUGUGACAGCUGCUCCGAUAUGUUUGAAUGAUAAGCCGGAAGUUGUGAUCAACGAACGCGCUUCGCUUGUCGGAUGGGGGAAACUGUCCGGACAAAACAACCUGAUCGGUCGCCAACAACAGUUAGAAGUACCGUUGGUGUCGCUGGAGAUGUGUGGGAAGGUUUUUGGUGAAUCCGUGCCUAUUCAUGAAGGGCAGCUUUGUGCGGGCGGCGAAGAGGGCAAAGACGCUUGUUCGGGCUUCGGAGGAGCUCCUCUGAUUCUUAAUAGAGAUGGCCAAUUUGUACAGAUCGGCAUUGUAUCCUUCGGGUCGGAGAACUGUGGCAGUGAAGGCAUACCCAGCGUGUAUACAAACAUCGCACAUUAUUAUAGAUGGAUUGUUGAUAACAUGCCGUCUUGA
Danaus chrysippus (African queen) is the source of this 1089-nucleotide messenger RNA. NCBI's taxonomy places the organism in Eukaryota, Metazoa, Arthropoda, Insecta, Lepidoptera, Nymphalidae. The record is from the annotation of a GenBank genome assembly.